AGAGCAGUCCACGCAAUGAUGGCGGCGGCUGUGGCGACCGCUGCGGCGUCCUCCCCGGCUCCGGCUGACGGCGCGGAAGGCGCCUCUUCAGUGCAUUGGUUCCGCAAGGGGCUGCGGCUCCACGACAACCCGGCGCUGCUGGCGGCGGUACGCGGGGCGCACUGCGUGCGCUGUGUUUACAUCCUCGACCCUUGGUUCGCGGCCUCCUCUUCAGUCGGGAUCAACCGGUGGAGGUUCCUACUUCAGUCUCUGGAAGAUUUGGACACCAGUUUAAGGAAACUGAACUCCCGCCUUUUUGUAGUCCGGGGCCAGCCGGCUGACGUGUUCCCAAGGCUAUUCAAGGAAUGGGGGGUGACCCGCUUGACCUUUGAAUAUGACUCUGAACCCUUUGGGAAAGAACGGGAUGCAGCCAUCAUGAAGAUGGCCAAGGAGGCAGGCGUGGAGGUGGUGACUGAGAACUCGCAUACUCUCUAUGACCUGGACAAGAUCAUUGAGCUGAACGGGCAGAAGCCACCCCUUACCUACAAGCGCUUUCAGGCCCUCAUCAGCCGCAUGGAGCUGCCCAAGAAGCCCGUGGGCUCCGUGACCAGCCAGCAGAUGGAGAGCUGCAGGGCCGAGAUCCAAGAGAACCACGACGAAACCUACGGCGUGCCCUCCCUGGAGGAGCUGGGGUUCCCCACUGAAGGACUCGGCCCGGCUGUUUGGCAAGGAGGAGAGACGGAAGCUCUGGCCCGCCUGGAUAAGCACCUGGAACGGAAGGCCUGGGUUGCCAACUAUGAGAGGCCCCGGAUGAACGCCAACUCCCUGCUGGCCAGCCCCACUGGCCUCAGCCCCUACCUGCGCUUCGGCUGCCUCUCCUGCCGCCUCUUCUACUACCGCCUGUGGGACCUGUACAAAAAGGUGAAGCGGAACAGCACCCCCCCGCUCUCCCUGUUUGGGCAACUCCUGUGGCGAGAGUUCUUCUACACGGCAGCCACCAACAACCCCAGGUUUGACCGCAUGGAGGGGAACCCCAUCUGCAUCCAGAUCCCCUGGGAUCGCAACCCCGAGGCGCUGGCCAAGUGGGCCGAGGGCAAGACAGGCUUCCCUUGGAUUGACGCCAUCAUGACCCAGCUGAGGCAGGAGGGCUGGAUCCACCACCUGGCCCGGCACGCCGUGGCCUGCUUCCUCACGCGCGGGGACCUCUGGGUCAGCUGGGAGAGCGGGGUCCGGGUGUUUGAUGAGCUGCUCCUGGAUGCAGAUUUCAGCGUGAAUGCGGGCAGCUGGAUGUGGCUGUCCUGCAGUGCUUUCUUCCAACAGUUCUUCCACUGCUACUGCCCGGUGGGCUUUGGCCGCCGCACAGACCCCAGUGGAGACUACAUUCGGCGAUACCUGCCCAAAUUGAAAGGGUUCCCCUCUCGAUACAUCUAUGAACCCUGGAAUGCUCCAGAGUCAGUGCAGAAGGCAGCCAAGUGCAUCAUUGGUGUGGACUACCCGCGGCCCAUCGUCAACCACGCUGAGACCAGCCGGCUCAACAUUGAGCGGAUGAAGCAGAUUUACCAACAGCUCUCCCGCUACCGGGGACUCUGUCUGCUGGCGUCGGUCCCUUCCUGUGUGGAAGACCUCAGCAACCCAGUGGCAGAGCCCAGCUCAAGCCAGGCUGGGAGCGUGAGCGCUGCAGGCCCAAGACCACUGCCCAGUGGCCCAGCAUCCCCCAAACGCAAGCUGGAAGCGGCCGAGGAGCCACCUGGAGAAGAACUCAGCAAGCGGGCCAGGGUGGCCGAGCUGCCCCCCACAGAGCUGCUGCCUGGCAGGGAUGUCUGAGACUGCAGUGCCGUGGCUCCGUGAGCAAAGCCUGGGUGCCCGAGCAGCCACCGUGGCAGCAGCGUGCAACCUGCAGAACAGCCGAUCACCUGCAGAGAUGGAGCGAACAUGUGUGCGUGUGUGUGCGCGUGUGCAGAGGAAGGAGUGGCCUGCCUGUUUGCGUGUGCAUGCAUCUGUUUUCACUCUUGUGAUUCUGAACUGCUGACUGGGCUGGAGGAGAACCUGUAGCAGCUUCACCUCAGCCUCCGGACACCAGGCUAGAGGUCACGGCAAUGACCUUCACCCCAGACCUGUCCCUGUGAGCUAGCUGCCUUGUCUGAAUAGAGGAGUGAUAGGAUCCUAGCUGGGAUUCUGGCAUCUGCCCCCAACCCCAGCCCUUCCUCCCUCCGUCCUCGCGUCAGACUCGGGAGCAAGGGGGAGCAUUGCUGGCUCUUGCCCAGAGUGAGGGAUUCAAGAGGCAGCUAGAGUCUUGCUGAGUUCCUGCCUUAUGACCCCAGAGGCUAGGCAGCCUGGAGAGGACACGUGCUGUCCAGACAUAGUCACCUGGCCUGGCUUCAUUUGAAAAUCCCCUGCCCCUGGAUUCUCCAGACUCUUCGUUGGGCAUCUGGGACUGAGCACGAGGGGGGAGACAGAUGAGAAAACUUUGUACCGUCGUAGGGAAGUGCAGCCAGGCACCUGACUGGAGCCUUUAUGAGCAGUCCUCCAGGGAACAGCUGAGAAGUUCUCCCUUUGGGGCUGAAAACCUGCGGUUAGGAGCAAAAUCCCAGCCCUCGCUGUUUUUUCCUGGAAGCUGAGAGCCAGCCUCAGAGCAGACGGUGGGAGGCUCAAUGCCUCCACCAGGAGGAGGCCGGGUUCCUGGUGGUAGAAAGCCCGCUGGUUCCUCUGGCCACGCCCAUGGCACCUCAGUGCUGCCACUGAGGUCAGCUGACACCCAGCCAGGGAAGCCAUCCCCGUUUGCACUCUGCAGGCUUCCACGGCCUGCCCAUAGCUGGUGGGCAUCCAGGCUGCCGUGUCAGCUCUCCCAGUAGCUGGACGUCAAGGCUCCAGGCAGCUGGACUGCCAGGGACAGUUAGGAGAGGUCCACACCCAGCACAGCAGUUUCCCGAAGCAGCCGGUGGGAGGUUUGACCCAGAGAAGCCAGGAGCCUUGAACUCCAGGGGUGGCCUGUGCAGAGGACACCACGAGGAGGCGGACUAUGCGGUCAGCUGGAGCAAGUCUUCCUUCUGCCCGUGGCCUGUGCUUGAGCCACAGCGAGUGUGCGUGUGUGUGUGGGUGUGUGUGGGCAUGCACACCCAUGCGGGGUGUGUGCGUAGCUGAGAGGCCAAUUCCUCUUUGGAUUUUUGUCCUCGUACACAUGACAUUAAGCUGGCCUCUGGGCCUUCUCCUCUCUACCUCCCCUGCGACCUUUCCUAACAUCAUAGCUGUUCAUUCCCGUGGCCCCAGCCCUUCACCGUCCUCUGUCCCGGGACCAAAACCCCGCAGUCAGGCCCUGUCCCCUACAUCUGUCCAGCACAUUGACAGGCUUCUUCCUGAGAUGUCCCCAGGCUUUCUCAGCCAGAGAGCUGCCUUUAGAGUCCAACCUUUGUAUGUGUGUCACCCUCACUAGAAAUGUCGCAUCAUCGUGUGGGGGGAACGGGGCCCAGGUGGUGGUUUGUUUCUGCAGCAUUGGGUUGGGGGCUUCCCUGUUCCCUUAGCCCCAGCCAGGAGGAAAGGAGACCCGGGGGCUGUUGCCAGAAGGGGAGUAGGGCAGGUCUGAGAAAUGGAGAGCGCCGGGGGCUUGGGCCAGAGUCACUGUUUAUUCAGCAGCACCUGCACUUGUCGGGAUGAUUCCCUUUUUGUGCCUGUUUGACGAUGGUUCUCUUCCCUAAGGUCCACAUUGGCAGGACCACCUCCCCCCCACUUCUCCACCAUCCCAGGCACACUGGCCCAUUCCCAGUGGACCGGAGUGGGCCACUCCCCCAGCCGGGAGGGGCGGGAUGAGGAGAGGGUGCCCCCAGUGGCCCGGAGCUCCGUGACAGUGUCAUGCCUCCCCUGCUCCUGGCCAAGGCGUCCCUGGGGGCUGCCGCAGCACAUGCCCCAAAUCCUAACCCAAGGGCUGGCAUGGGCAGGAGAUGGUUGCAGGCCAAAUGCACUUUAUACAGAGAUUUUUCUGUUUCUGGGAAGGUGUGUUUCUCCCACAGUUUGUGAAUAUUCACAUGUUUCAUAAAUGUCUGAUUUGUCUGAGCAAAA
Phacochoerus africanus (Common warthog) is the source of this 4032-nucleotide messenger RNA. It is a transcript of the gene CRY2, whose product is annotated as cryptochrome circadian regulator 2. Gene Ontology annotation, biological process: entrainment of circadian clock by photoperiod; circadian regulation of gene expression; negative regulation of DNA-templated transcription. Bases 16 to 1803 code for a protein of 595 amino acids. NCBI's taxonomy places the organism in Eukaryota, Metazoa, Chordata, Mammalia, Artiodactyla, Suidae. Gene Ontology annotation, molecular function: DNA binding; FAD binding. Gene Ontology annotation, cellular component: nucleus; cytoplasm. The transcript is spliced from 12 exons. The record is from RefSeq and is a predicted model, not a curated record.